CCCUCUGCUCGUCUCAGCGCCGCUCGGGCAUCGCAGCGCGCCGAACACAAGGAUCACAGGAGAGGAUGGCGCGGGGCAGCUCAGCGGGGUACGACAGGCACAUCACCAUCUUCUCGCCCGAGGGGCGCCUCUACCAGGUCGAGUACGCCUUCAAGGCGAUCAAGACCUCGGGCCUCACCUCCGUCGGAGUGCGGGGCGCCGACUCGUGUGUCGUCCUCACGCAGCGCAAGGUGCCGGACAAGCUGUACGAUCCCGAGUCGGUGACCAACAUGUACGCGAUCACGCCCAACAUCGGGCUCGUCAUGACGGGCAUCGUGCCCGACGCGCGCGCCUCCGUCAAGAAAUUGCGCGAGGAGGCGGCAAAGUUCAAGUUCAACAACGGGUACGACAUCCCGGUCUCGUACCUCGCAAAGCGAGCCGCCGACACCGCGCAGGUCUACACGCAGCACGCAAACAUGCGCCCGCUCGGCAUUGCGAUGAUCAUCAUCGGCAUCGACGUCGAGGGCGAGAAGAAGGUGCCGCAGCUCUUCCGGUGUGACCCUGCCGGCUACUACGUCGGCUACAAGGCCACGUCCGCAGGUGCGAAGGAGCAGGAGGCAAACAACUUUCUGGAGAAGCGCUUCAAGCCGCCCGCCGGCUCCAACGUGGCCGUCGACCCGAAGCUCAGCCACGACGAUACGGUGCAGCUCGCGCUCGCCUGCCUGCAGAACGUGCUCGGCGCCGACCUCAAGGCGAACGACAUCGAGGCGUGCGUCGUGCGGCACGACAACCUCGCCUUCACCCGGCUGUCAGCGGACGAGCUGGAGACGCAGCUGACAGCGCUCGCCGAGCGGGACGACGACAUCGCAGGGCGCGACUGAGGGAGGGGCGGAGGCGGCGGCGGGCGGGGGGGCGGCGGCGGAGGGGGCAGGUGGGGGCGGGCGCACGAGGCGCGCUGGUAGUCUGGCGAGAGCGCAGGGCGCGGGCGAGGCGUUUUGCUCUCUGGGGUCGGACGCGACCUUCUCACAUCUUUCAUUCGCCUCACACACCGCUCGUUUACUGUGUAUUUCGUGUAUGUAUCGAGCGAGAGACGAAAGUCCGGUCAAAA
Messenger RNA from Emiliania huxleyi CCMP1516, 1087 nucleotides. RefSeq lists its product as hypothetical. The record is from RefSeq and is a predicted model, not a curated record. Gene Ontology annotation, biological process: ubiquitin-dependent protein catabolic process. NCBI's taxonomy places the organism in Eukaryota, Haptophyta, Isochrysidales, Noelaerhabdaceae. The transcript is spliced from 6 exons. Gene Ontology annotation, cellular component: proteasome core complex; nucleus; cytosol. The coding region runs from base 66 to 860 and encodes 264 amino acids.